Linum tenue is the source of this 523-nucleotide messenger RNA. Lineage: Eukaryota; Viridiplantae; Streptophyta; Magnoliopsida; Malpighiales; Linaceae. The record is from the annotation of a GenBank genome assembly.
CGCCCAGCGACUAUUUUUCCUCCCGUCUCCGGCGAUUGACGGAGGGAAGAACUCGGGCAGGCGGCGACAGCGAUUGAAGGAGAGAACGACCCAGCGGCAACGGCGACGGCGAUUGACAUCGAUGAUUGUGACGAUUCCAGCGACGAGGGUUAGAGUUUUGAAGGGAAGCGAUGGCGUCGAGCAAAUCUUUGUUUGGGCGUAAUGGCGUCGAAGCUGGCAGAUCUUGAACUCUGUCGCUGCGGACUCGGGUGGGGGAAGGAACAGAGAUGUGAGUUUUUGGUAGGUGGAUCGGGUGGGGGAAAGAAUGAAGAAGGAGAUGGUGUCGCAGACUUGGAGCUUCCGCCGCCUCAGAGGAACCAGGGCUAGGGUUUUACUAGAAAAAUGGGACGGGCUUGAGGUUGUUUGGGUUAUGGGCUCUGUGGUUGUGGGCUUGGGGGUUGUGGGCUUUGGGGAUUGUGGGUGUAAGUUCGGUUGGUCGGCUCGGAAAUCGGAAUUCGGGUUCUGUUGGACAGACCCUGAUUUU